Messenger RNA from Candidula unifasciata, 2296 nucleotides. The record is from the annotation of a GenBank genome assembly. NCBI's taxonomy places the organism in Eukaryota, Metazoa, Mollusca, Gastropoda, Stylommatophora, Geomitridae.
GGGCAAGAAAGAGGAAGAAGUCAUGCAGCUGCUCGACCAGCUCAUCUUUUAUGAAGAGGCCACCAGCGGACAAGAAGAAGUUCAGAUUAAUGACUCGGCCAAGCUUCAGGAACUCAAUGAGGCUGGCAGGCUGGCUGUAACAGCUCACAGUCUAGCCGCUCACUUCACCACUUUAGAACCAGCGACGUUAGAAAGAGCUGCAGCAAAGCUCGACUCAGACUGCAAACUCUGGCUUUCCCGCCUGUUUAGGUUCAAAAACUCAGUGCCCGUUUACCAUGAUCGUCGAUACGAAGGGCUUGCACGCAUUGGCCAGCUAGCCCUCUAUACUAAAUACCCAAAAUAUGCAACGGAAGGGUUUGAGGCCCUGUACUCUCGUCCGCCUGUGAUAUACGUUAGUGCUGCUGCGCCACCUGGGUUAGGGCAGUAUUUAUGUCAACAGCUGGGACUGCCUCUGUCGUGUGCCUGUAAUGUGCCCUGUAACACUUUGUUUGGAGCCAGCAGUAAAAUGGAUGUGGCGUUGCUGGAAAAGUUGAUUCAAGAUGACAUUGCUGCUGCUAAGACUCCAGUGUUGAUUGUCGCUUAUGCAGGAACUCCCAUUGUAGGCCAUGUGGACAAUCUACAGAGGCUGCAAGAGAUCUCCAAAGCCAAUGGUAUAUGGCUGCAUGUGGAAGGGAACAAUCUGGCAACAUUGACCAUGUUUUCGGUGCCCACAUCUAUAGAAACAGCGACCUCAGGAGACAGUAUCACUCUAGAUCUCACCAGCUGGCUCGGAAUUCCUUCACUGCCUUAUAUUACUUUGUUUAAGGACUCUGACCGACUGCUGACCGAAGCCGCUGGUCUGACCACAGUUAAUGCUAAACUCCAGCUAAGGUGUCUCCCUCUGUGGAUGUGUCUACAGAGCCUUGGGCAUGAAGGCAUGGUUGCCAAGAUCAAGUUUUCCUGUGAACUGGCAAAGACAUUAUUUGACCACCUGGAUAAGAUUCCUACCAUAAAACAAGUAAGCCAUGAGAAAAAGAGACAUGACAAAGAAGUGAAAAAUGUUCGAGACCUUAUUUCAAAAGCAGUCAGUGCCUUGCUGGUGUUUGAGAUCAUGACCCCAACGGUGGUGUUCAGGUAUGUGGAAGAUGAGACCUCUCCAGGGGCUGUCAUUGCUCCCUACUCCAGCAUCAAGGUAGAAGAUCCUAAUGAGGAGAAGGAUGGCAUGUACUUUGAUGCUCUCAAUACAUGGCUGGCGGAGUCCUUACAGUCAUCAAACCCAAGAGUCCCUAUUGACCUGGUGGUGGUAGACAAGGAAGGUGUCUGUAUACGUUACGCUCCACUAGAGACUGCUCAAGUUUGGGGAACCACAAAAGAAGACAUUGAACAGUUUGCUGAGUCUCUUAAAUCAAACUUGGCUGUACUCAAUGCCACCACAGUGCAGAGAAAGAAGUUCAGGAGUAUAGUGUCUUCCUACGCCAACCUCAGACUGGUUGCUUUGGAUUCCUGGGCUGGCCUAGGAGCUGUCAGCUACAUCCCUCAGAUGUACUUGGACAGGCUGAGGGAACUCACAGACAAGGAGAAGAUUGACAUCAACAAUUUGAACUCUGAGCUUGUCCACAAACUUAAAGCUCAGGACACUGCUUUCUCUGCUGGUCAGACAGAUGAUGGCAUUGUCUGUGUCAGAUUUGGUCUCAUUACCUCAGAUACUGAUGUGGAGGAGUUAGUCUCUCUUGUUCACAGCAUGGGCACAGAAGUAGAGGAAAGUUCCAAGUUCCUGGAAUCCAUGUCUGAGCUAAUUAGGAAGGGAAUUGAAGAGGCAAAUAAUGAACUAAAAAAAGAGACUGCAGAUAAACUGAUGCAUGAGGGUGUCCUACGUCAAGUGCCUGUGGUUAGCUCCCUGUUAAACUGGUUUUCUCCUGCGAAAGAGCAGAUUAAGGGGAGAGCAUUCAAUCUGACUUCUGGGAAAAUAAUUCCAACAACAGACACAUACAAGUAUCAUAUGCAGAUCCAAGAAGACAGCUCAGCAACCCCUCAAUCUCCAUCAUCCAAGGAACUUCCUCAAAGUAAUGGUGGUCUAAACUCAACCAAAGGAACUCUUAAGCACUCCCGCCAAGAAACUGAGGCACCCAUCUCUCCAAAAGAGAUCAGCAAAACAGCAGCAGACGUGAAGGCAGAACUGACAAGCCAAGUAUCUUCUGGUUUACCAGUUGCAGCUGCACCACCACUACCUUCAUUGUCCCUGGAGAAAGAUGCAGAAGUCUUAUCACCACCUGAACAGGAGACUACCAAAGCUGGGGAAACCAGGACAGACAGUUAA